CCUGUCACAUCUCCAUGUAUAUCACCAAACUACAAAGUAAGAGAAACUAAGUGAUAUGUCUGGUAGUGAAGAAAUGUCAAAAGCUCUCAACGCCACUACUCCGGGUUUUCCCGAUAUCCCAUCUACCAUCGUUCGAGCUACCAUCGUCCAGGCCUCCACUGUCUAUAACGAUACUCCCAAAACUAUUGAAAAGGCAGAGAAGUUUAUUGCGGAGGCGGCUAGCGACGGAGCGCAGCUGGUGGUGUUCCCCGAAGCGUUUAUCGCUGGCUAUCCUCGUGGAUACAGGUUCGGCAUAGGAGUCGGUGUUCAUAACGAAGCUGGUCGUGACUGUUUCCGCAGAUAUCAUGCUUCUGCCAUUGUGGUUCCUGGCCCUGAAGUAGACAAACUGGCAGAGAUUGCUAGGAAAUACAAAGUGUACUUGGUGAUGGGAGCGAUGGAGAAGGAUGGGUAUACACUCUAUUGCACAGCCCUUUUCUUCAGUUCCGAAGGUCGCUUCUUGGGUAAGCACCGUAAAGUCAUGCCAACAUCUCUCGAACGUUGCAUUUGGGGUUUCGGGGAUGGAUCAACCAUCCCUGUCUACGACACCCCCCUUGGCAAACUCGGUGCUGCUAUUUGUUGGGAAAAUAGGAUGCCCCUCUACCGAACUUCCUUGUACGGAAAAGGAAUUGAAUUAUAUUGUGCACCUACUGCUGACGGUUCCAAGGAAUGGCAAUCGUCAAUGAUGCACAUUGCAAUCGAGGGUGGAUGCUUCGUGCUGUCGGCUUGCCAGUUCUGCCUGCGUAAAGAUUUUCCUGACCAUGCAGAUUACUUGUUUACCGACUGGUACCCAGAUCAACACCAAGAGGCUAUUGUCUCCCAGGGUGGUAGUGUCAUUAUUUCACCAUUGGGAAAGAUUCUUGCUGGACCAAAUUUUGAAUCAGAGGGCCUCAUCACUGCUGAUCUCGAUCUUGGUGAUGUCGCAAGAGCCAAAUUAUACUUCGAUGUGGUCGGACAUUACUCAAGGCCAGAGAUAUUUAACUUGACAGUAAAUGAGACCCCAAAGAAACCGGUUACAUUCGUAUCCAAGUCGGUGAAAGCGGAGGAUGACUCAGAGCCUCAAGACAAGUAACCAAAGAUAUAAAGGUCCUCUCCCAUCUCCACAACUACUUGGAGUUAAUGUCAGUCAUGUGUUAUUGUCAGUUCAAAUAAAUCUGUUUAAGUUUGUUUAUCCUUAUGUUCAAUAAUUUGAGAGACCUGGUUGGAUAUGGUUUGAUCUGCGUUGUCUGAUAAAACCAUUCGGUUCUCUUCUCUUGUAUUUGAAUAUUAUGCAAUUUACUUGAAGGUUGAAAUAAUGUUUUA
Messenger RNA from Brassica napus (rape), 1338 nucleotides. Its product is annotated as nitrilase 2-like. Gene Ontology annotation, molecular function: nitrile hydratase activity; nitrilase activity. NCBI's taxonomy places the organism in Eukaryota, Viridiplantae, Streptophyta, Magnoliopsida, Brassicales, Brassicaceae. The record is from RefSeq and is a predicted model, not a curated record. The coding region runs from base 56 to 1108 and encodes 350 amino acids. Gene Ontology annotation, biological process: detoxification of nitrogen compound. The transcript has 5 exons.